Molecule: messenger RNA, 2471 nt
Organism: Sphaerodactylus townsendi
Lineage: Eukaryota; Metazoa; Chordata; Lepidosauria; Squamata; Sphaerodactylidae
Gene: BTBD10
Product: BTB domain containing 10
Exons: 9
Coding region: 221-1639 (472 amino acids)
Biological process (GO): positive regulation of phosphorylation
Cellular component (GO): cytoplasm
Molecular function (GO): protein binding
Source: RefSeq, a predicted model, not a curated record
UAAGGCUGCGUAGGAGGCACGGAGCGGCUGCGGGACCCCUCGUUAGAAGGCGCCUGUGCGGGCGGUGGCCUCUGCUGUUAGUGAAGGGGGCAGUUAAGCAAGAAGAUCCGGUGCUGGUUCUGGGGCCGUGGGGAUACAGAGGAUGGUGUGUGGCGUCGGAUGGUUAUGAGUGCUGGCUGUAUGCUUUUCAGAGCAAUAGUGUGAGGAAGCUUGAAGUGGAAUGGCAGGACGGCCUCAUCCUUAUGACAGUAACUCCAGUGAUCCAGAGAAUUGUGAUCGAAAAUUGCAUAAUAGACCCCGUAAACUUUAUAAGCAUUCAAGUACUUCUCCUCGCAUUGCUAAAGGAGAUUGCAGCAGAAUGAGUCUCCAUGGUGCUAGUGGUGGACACGAAAGGUCACGAGACAGACGUCGAUCAAGUGACCGAUCACGUGACUCAUCACAUGAGAGACUGGAGUCUCAGCUCACUCCAUGUAUCAGAAAUGUCACUUCACCAACAAGACAACAUCAGGGAGAGAAAGAUCACAGUUCAUCUCGGCCAAGUAGCCCUCGUCCUCAGAAAACCUCUCCAAAUGGUUCCAGUUGUAGUCUUGGGAACAGCAGUAGAAACAGUAGCCAGUCAAGCUCAGAUGGGAAUUGCAAGAAUGCUGGAGAAAUGGUUUUUGUGUAUGAAAAUGCCAAAGAGGGAGCUCGGAACAUAAGGACCUCAGAGAGAGUAACUCUGAUAGUGGACAACACUCGAUUUGUUGUAGAUCCUUCUGUAUUUACUGCACAGCCAAAUACAAUGUUGGGCAGGAUGUUUGGAUCAGGAAGAGAGCAUAAUUUCACACGGCCCAAUGAGAAAGGAGAGUAUGAAGUGGCUGAAGGAAUUGGCUCCACUGUGUUUCGUGCUAUUCUGGAUUACUACAAAACUGGGGUGAUACGUUGUCCAGAUGGAAUAUCAAUUCCUGAACUAAGAGAAGCUUGCGACUAUCUCUGUAUUUCUUUUGAUUAUAGUACUAUCAAAUGUAGAGAUCUCAGUGCUCUUAUGCAUGAAUUAUCAAAUGAUGGUGCUCGGAAACAGUUUGAAUUUUAUCUUGAAGAAAUGAUACUCCCUUUGAUGGUAGCCAGUGCUCAAAGUGGAGAAAGAGAAUGUCAUAUUGUAGUUCUCACUGAUGACGAUGUGGUUGAUUGGGAUGAAGAGUACCCUCCACAAAUGGGAGAGGAAUAUUCACAAAUUAUUUAUAGUACAAAGUUGUACAGAUUUUUCAAAUACAUCGAAAACAGAGAUGUCGCCAAAUCAGUCCUGAAGGAAAGGGGUCUUAAGAAGAUCCGAUUAGGUAUAGAAGGUUACCCCACAUAUAAGGAAAAGGUCAAGAAGCGGCCUGGUGGGAGGCCAGAGGUCAUCUACAAUUAUGUCCAAAGACCUUUCAUACGGAUGUCAUGGGAGAAGGAGGAAGGGAAAAGUCGGCAUGUUGAUUUCCAGUGUGUAAAAAGUAAAUCUAUUACCAAUCUGGCAGCAGCUGCAGCAGACAUUCCUCAGGAUCAGCUAGUCGUGAUGCAUCCGACACCCCAGGUGGACGAGCUGGAUAUUCUGCCCAUCCAUCCUCAGCCCGGCAGCAAUGAUGUGGAUCCGGAUCCUGGACAGAACCUGCCACUCUGAUUCAGCUGCUUGUUUGAACAAAAGCAUGAAGAUGAAGAUCUGUAUUGAGCUCAUACUGCACUGCAAUUCCAGCUUCCCUCCAUUGUGUAAUGAACAUAAAAUGUAUUAGGAUAUUGCAGUAUGGACUUAACAAAAGACCAAAGUGGGAUCAGAUUAUGGCUUUUAGGAGUACAGGAGUAACAUUGUGAGGUUUGGGUAUAUACCUGCAUUUGUUUACUAGUAGGUUUUGUGGUAUUGGUUACUUAUAUGUGGACUGUUCUCAUCCCAAGGCUCUCUCAGAAAUAGCAGGUGUCAGCAGCUACUGUUCAUUCAGUAUUUUGUUACACAGUGGGCAAACCUAAAAUUAAUAGUGGCACUUUAUAAAUGGUGAACAAACAGAAUUCUCAAAGCCAUUUUUAUAGUCAUGCACAAUGUUGACUCUAACAGAGUGCUUCUAUCAGACUUCCUAUUCAGCUAAAUGUACAUAGUUUGUUCUGAAUAGAAGUGAUGAAUCUACUUAACUUUGUUCUCUUAUGAAUGAGCACAAAAUUAAUUCUUGCCACUUGGGUUUUAUAGAUUGUGAGGCUGCAAUUCAACAACCUUUUUUUGAACUUCCCCAGUAAAGGCUUUUUUCAUGUAUGAUGUGAACCAUGUUCAAGGGUCAAGAGCAACUGCUAGGGACUUUAUCUAAAUAUUUUGCCUUACCUUAAAUCUGUUCACAGAAAUAUUUAUUUACUGAGGGGUUUUUUUCAUAAGUGUCAUGGAAUAGGAAAAUGCAAACUGUUCACUCUGCAUUUAUUAGCUGAUUGCAAACUCAAGUUUUUCAUUCAAAUAAAAAUUUCCAUUAUUUUAA